This is a messenger RNA of Drosophila navojoa, 457 nucleotides long. RefSeq lists its product as uncharacterized. Lineage: Eukaryota; Metazoa; Arthropoda; Insecta; Diptera; Drosophilidae. The record is from RefSeq and is a predicted model, not a curated record. Gene Ontology annotation, molecular function: serine-type endopeptidase inhibitor activity; protein binding.
AUGGCUAACUUUGUGCAAUUUUGGCUGUUUGCGAGUUGGGCAGUUGUCACUGGAGACUUGGUGGCCAGCCAAGAUUUCCUCAUAUUCGCGACAACGACAAGUUCGCCUUUGAUGGCAACAAGGCCAACGGUCCGUUCGACUGGCGACUUUGUGCUGGUCAACAAUUCGCCAGUUGUGGGCACGAUGACACCAUUUAGUACAAACGCUGCGGCGCCCACCCAAGCAUUCAUCGAUUGCUUUGGCCGUUGUCCAACUACGCCGGAGUAUAAUCCGAUUUGCGCCAGCAACAGGCAACUGUAUCUCAACGAACAGAAAUUCAACUGCGCUCGCUUUUGCGGUGCCGAUAUACGGAUUGUGCGUCGCGGUAGCUGCGAGGGUUUGUUUCCUAUGCAACGCGGAUGACGUCGGUUAUCCAGACUUUAUGGUUGGACAGUAAAAUGUAAAAACUUGUAUAAAC